AUGAAAACCUCUCUGAUCGCAUUUGGUGCCCUCCUCGGUCUGGUCUCGGCCCAGAAUGCUGUUGUGCACAACCACUGUGACAGUUCUGUCUAUGUGCAGUCGUUCCCUUACGAUGGCAGCGCCCCCGGCCCUCUCACCACUGUUCCCAAGAGCGGAACAUUCUCCGAGGAAUUCAGAGGAUCUGGUUCGACUAUCAAGAUCGCCAAGACAAAGACACUGGAGAAGCCUCUUUUCUUCGGCUAUUCGUUUUCGUCCAACCCAGACUAUGUGUACUAUGAGCUGAGCACUGAAUGGGGCAACCCCUUUGCAGCAAACCCCAACAUCCUCAGCCCCGGCGACGGGUGUGAGGUCUUUGACUGUGCAGCGAACGAUCCCACCUGCUACAGCACCCCGGAUCAUAAGAAGGUCUACGGGUGCCCCCAGCCGGUCACCCUGACAGCGGAUCUGUGCCAGUAG
Molecule: messenger RNA, 456 nt
Organism: Aspergillus versicolor CBS 583.65
Lineage: Eukaryota; Fungi; Ascomycota; Eurotiomycetes; Eurotiales; Aspergillaceae
Exons: 3
Coding region: 1-456 (151 amino acids)
Source: RefSeq, a predicted model, not a curated record